AACAUGCGUAACAGUUUGUAUCGGGAUUUCAAUCGUAUAACAUUUUGAAUUGAAUAUACUCAUCAAACUAAUCAAAAAUUUUCAUUUAAAAUGAACUGUGAAAAAUAUGAAAAGCGUCAACAAAAACUAAAUACAAACGUUAAUAAAUUUAGUAUAAAUAAUUAAAUAGUAAACACUCAUCUAUUUAAAAAAUAAAUAAAUAAAAAUAAUAUGGAUAAUAAACUGUCACUUGGAAUAAAUGUCAGUAUUAUUCUGACGCUCACAAUAUUGACUGGACUUCUUAUUCUUCCUUUAAAGCUUUUACUUCAUACUAACUAUGAAAUACAAAACAAAAAUGAAUCUCUAAUUCUUAAAGAUAGUCAAAAAGAAAUGAUUGAUUUCAAAACACUUCAAGUAUGUCCUGGAAAAUAUAAAUUUUGGAUCGAUUCAAUAUUUAUUAAUAAUUAUGAUAGAAAUUGCACUUACUCCAAUAUUGAACAAAAUUUGAAAGUUGGAACUACUAAAACCCAGAAGAUGAAAACAGACGAGACUGAUAAUCAAAAUUCUACGAGUGCCAAUAGUUCUAUUUCUGGAUUAAAAAUAAUUCGACCCAAGUCAGUUCCAGUAACAGAUUAUAUUCUAGUAAUAAUGUUAACAGUUUCAGUAAUUGGAGCAUUUGUAGAAUUUCUUAAAAUUCGUUUUACGAAUACCCAGGAUGAAUCUUCAAGUGUUGAAGGAAUAGCAUCAAGGCGGCAAUCAAUAAUGAAUUUAAUGCUACCAAGGAAAUGUACUCGUGAGUCAUUGAAAACACAAAUGUCAUUGGACGUUCCAGGAUCAAAUCGAUCAGCCGUUCGAGUUUCCGGGUCGCGUGCACCGCCGUUGAUUCGGCGAUCUUCAUUCCCAGUUUAUUUUAAUGUAGAUAAUAGUGGAAAUGAUUCUUCGACACCACCACGAUCACCACGACGACCAUCAGUAGCCAAUGCCGAUAAUGAAAUUGGCGCUUGCUUAUUACCUGUUCUUCAUCAUCGAUCACGACUUAUUCGACGACGUUGAAAUUAACUUUUGCCCUGUAAACAGUUCCACUAA
Molecule: messenger RNA, 1065 nt
Organism: Chelonus insularis
Lineage: Eukaryota; Metazoa; Arthropoda; Insecta; Hymenoptera; Braconidae
Exons: 3
Coding region: 211-1032 (273 amino acids)
Source: RefSeq, a predicted model, not a curated record